Messenger RNA from Gloeophyllum trabeum ATCC 11539, 1236 nucleotides. Its product is annotated as PALP-domain-containing protein. The record is from RefSeq and is a predicted model, not a curated record. Bases 1 to 1236 code for a protein of 411 amino acids. Gene Ontology annotation, cellular component: cytoplasm. Gene Ontology annotation, molecular function: cystathionine beta-synthase activity; cysteine synthase activity. Lineage: Eukaryota; Fungi; Basidiomycota; Agaricomycetes; Gloeophyllales; Gloeophyllaceae. The transcript is spliced from 9 exons.
AUGCCUCGCCCAGCUGGAAUCCUCGACAACGCCCUCGCCGCUGUCGGCAACACCCCGCUCAUUCGCUUGUCGAAAAUUGCAGAGCAAGAGGGUCUAAAGUGUAACCUGCUUGGCAAGCUUGAAUACACUUCCGCUGGCGGGUCCGUCAAGGACCGUAUCGCCAAAGCGAUGGUAGAAGCCGCAGAGAGAGAGGGCAAGCUGAUUCCGGGCAAGAGUGUCGUCAUUGAGCCCACUUCUGGCAAUACUGGUAUCGGACUUGCUAUGGCAUGCGCCAUCAAGGGAUACUCAGUGAUCAUCACCAUGCCCAACAAGAUGUCGCUGGAGAAAGAAGCCACCCUCCGCGCACUUGGCGCAGAAGUCGUGCGCACGCCUACCGAGGCCGCAUGGGACUCGCCCGAGAGCCACAUAGGUGUCGCUAAGAAGCUCGAGAAGCAGAUCCCGUAUGGGAUCAUUUUGGACCAGUAUCGCAAUGAGAACAACCCGCUUGCGCACGAGCUCACGACGGGCCCGGAGAUUAUCGCAGACGUCACUGCAACGCCCUCCACACCCGAACGUCCCUCCUCCGGCCAAGUCGACGUCGUAGUCGCCGGUGCCGGGACGGGCGGCACAGUCACGGGUAUCGCCCGCGCAAUCAAGAAGACACACAACAAAUCCGCAACCAUCGUCGCGUGUGAUCCUCAAGGCAGUAUCCUCGCGCUCCCGGCCGAACUCAACAAGACCCCAACGAAUGUCCCCUACAUCGUCGAGGGCAUCGGGUACGACUUCGUGCCCGACGUGCUCUCGCGCGAGCCGGGGCUGAUCGACACGUGGGUGAAAACGAGCGACGAGGAGUCGUUCGCGAUGGUCAAGCGCCUCAUGCGCAGCGAGGGCCUGCUCGUGGGCGGUUCGAGCGGGAGCGCGCUCGCGGGCGCAGUGAAGUGGCUCAAGGGCACCGAGGAGGGGUGCCGGUGGGCUGAGAAGGAGGGUGCGAACGUGGUAGUGCUGUUGCCUGACGGGAUUCGGAAUUAUAUGAGCAAACCGUGGUUCCUCGAGAUGACGAUGAGCCCGGAGCCGACGCCCUUGGCUCAGAAGAUCGCGAGCGUGCUCGGUACGCCUGCGAAGACGAACGGGCAUGCGAACGGGACGGUGCAGGAGACCGUCGAGGAGACUGGCGCCAGUGUGCGCCCGCCUGUGAACGGGGUGAAGAAGGUGGUGGAGGGUGUGAAGGAAGAAGGCAUGGGUGAGGGAAUGCAGUGA